UAUAUUAAUGAUAUAUAUUCCUUUAUAUUAAUGUGUUACAUAGUCAUGUAGUCUAUUGAAAAAACUUGCACAUACACACAGGAAACAUACGAUCGCUCAAACAAAUAUGAUAAUAUAAACAUGAUAAACACGUAGUAUUGCGAAUUUGCAUAUCAUCAUAAACAGAUAAUCCCUACCAGAAGAAAAAUACUAUACAUCAAGAGAGGGGUACUGCAUAUUUCAACACGCGAAGAUACUGACGAGAGAGAGAAAGAAAUUACAUUAAGUCUUGCACACGCAAGGAAAGCCUACAAACUUUAUGUUGAACAUGUCUGCUUUGAAAUUCUUAACAUCGGAACAGAAGCAAUUUUGGGAAGAGAAUGGUUACGUUAAAUUGAUCAACGUGUACUCCUUAAAGGAAAUAAACGAAAUAUCGGAUGCUUAUAAUGAAUUGUUUGAGAGGAAACGUUGCGAAAAUCUCGCAGGUCUGGAGUCCGCUUGGGUCGGAGAAGACAUGAAGAAAGCAGCUGGAUAUAUCGAUUACACCGUGAAGUCCAUUCACAACCUGCAGAUGCAUAGCGCUAUCUUCACUCGCGCUAUCACGCAUCCGAAUCUGUUGGACGCCCUCGAAGAUAGCAUGGACACGUCGGACAUUCUGCUGCACCACACGAAAGCGCAUAUAAAGCCGCCGGAAAAAGGCGCGCCUUACCUGAUGCAUCAGGAUUAUCAUUAUUUUCCUCAUAAAAAACACACAAUGUUGGCGAUAUUCCUACACUUGGACGACACUACGCCAGAGAAUGGAGGUUUAGCGGUGUAUCCGGGUAGUCACAAGCUCGGCCCAUUGACAGACUACGGUUUGACUGACGAGAAAGGUGACCAAUAUCAUUAUGUCAAUCCUGAGGAGUAUCCCUUGUCGAAAGCCAUGCCGGUGUCGGCUAAAAGAGGAGAGAUUAUCAUCUUCUCUUACCUGCUUCUUCACGGCUCGUACUUGAACCUGUCGUCCAGAAGCCGGCGUAUGUUCCUGCUACAAGUACGAGCCGCCGAUGACGAGCCCACUGAGGACGUGCAUAAAUCUCCUUGUCAAGGCCUGGUACUUCGUGGUAGAAACGUUCACAGAGAGGCAACGAUGGCCAGCCGAUUUACGCAUUAAUUCAAUCAUUCAUCAUAUGGUAAACCGACAAACUAAGCACAAAUAUUUGCUUUGUCUACAAUAAUCUAAUUGUAAUAAAAACGCGGAAGAGACCGAGGACACAAAUGCAAGUUUUUUCUCCUAUGGACGAAAUCGAAACGGAUUAGCGCGAUGAGUUUUUGUUUGAUAUUUGUGCUAUGGAGAAAGAAUCUAGCUUCUGGCUUGAGUUUCAGGUUUCAGGUUGUUCUUCCCCGAAGAAGUAAACUUGAAAUGUUGACGGAAAUCGAUUCAUGAACGAUGCGGUCGAACCAAUCUAGGAGCCAGGUCGAGGACAUCUUGUCCUGUGCGUACUAUCUUUCUUUUUCUUUUGCAGCUUUAUUUUGAUCUUGCGUCUGAGCCGUUGUGUCUUUCGAUAUUUCGAAAAUACGGACUCUCAAAAGCCUAAAGUCGUUGACUGUUGUGAAACGCACGAAUAGUACCACGAAUCCUGCUGACCAGCUCUAUAUCAUUAACCGAGACAUAAUCUUGAAACAGAACAAGAAAGGUAGCGUUAAUAAGCGCAUGGAUUCGACGAACUGUCUCGCCGCUCACACAUUCCUACUUCCAACGCACGAAAGAUUUUGCACACAUCGUGUUCAUCAUGCACGUUGUGGAGACUGUAAAGACUCACAUAAUUCUGUAGGAUGACGCAUUCUCUUCGGAAGAACGAACGUAAUUAGAACUCCAUAGGGUGCGCUUUAUGAAACGAAAAAAACAUGCCUGCUUUGGAGCACGUCUUUUUGAUAUCUUCAUGAAGAGCAAUAUCAAGUCUGCUCUGGUAUAUCCCUUUCCCAUAUUAUCCGUCGCGUACAAUGUUACUAUCGUCAAGCAAAAGUUGAAGAGCAGCGAAGAGUUGUGCUCGACCACAACUCUCCAUGGAGUUGUGAAACUGUAAAUACCGAUCACUAUGGAUUUCUUUGUAACUUUGCCUUUUCAAUACUGUAUGGAAAGUGUUCUUUCAUGGAUAAGCAAAUGCGAUGUCACGUAUUGUUGUUACUUGCGUUUCCUGGCAUCAUAGUCACCCCUACCACACAUGCAGAACAGCGUCAUCUACACGGUGCCGAAUAUGCAGGACAGGAAACAUACAGUGAAGUAAAAUUCACAAUGACUCCUGUAAAUAUAAUUAACGAUGUUUACAUAUUGUCUCUAGUCGGUGUAAUUUGACUUCAGCUCCACGGCAUGUUCGUGACGAGCAGACGCUCGUCUACAUUGCUUGUAGAUCCGGGCAGUAAAUCCAACUUUGUCCAGAGAGGAUAGUUAUCGCCGAAAAUAUCAUGCUGAACCAACGAAAAUUGUCCAUAAGUAGAUGAAAUAUAUUAUCAAUAUAAUGAAAAUAUAUUAUCAAAUCGCAACAAAAUAUAAAUUAUAAUGCCAAUAUUGUUUGCAGAAGAAAGAGCCAUUAUCUGUUUCUUCAGUUUCAAGCAGUAGAAAUAUCAGCAAGCGUUCCGAAAUCCGAUAAUUCGUCGAGCACAAUUUCGUUACUUAUUCGUUAAAAGGUCAAUUAAUCUAAUUGACAAAUAUAACGAGCGAUAAAAUAUAACGAACAAUAUUGUAAAUAAGUAUAUACCAUAAAAUUCUCCAAGAAAAAGCGAAAUCUCGAUUCAUGAUUGACAGAUGUUGCAUUCAUCAUAUCUACGUCAUUUUUAAAUUAAAUAAUCUUUUCCUGAUUUAAAUAAAUUCAUUUCUAAACCAGGAUUAAUUGGUCCGGUUCGUGUAGUGUGUGUAAUUUUGACGUUAAUAAAUCGCGAGUUCUGCAACUAAAAAUUGAAAAAACGGGCUAUAGUCAUGUUUCUUCCUGGAUGUGUGAGUGUUGCAGGAAAAAUACCCAUAAUAUAUAGAACAAGAUAGCGUAACUGUAUCCUGACAGAAGGCUGAAGGAAAUAGGCAAGGAUCUAGGCAGGGCUUUCCACAGAAAUGAUAUUUCCGCAAAGUCUCGCUCGAUCAGUUUGGAAUAUUCCUCCAAGAGUCGCAUUUUGGACUCUUGUUCGCACGACACGACGUUUGCGGAGAGAGACAGCAAAAAAGAGGAGCGUCACAACAGUGCAAGUGCAACAUAUUGUACGCGCGACAGUUACUUUGUUGAGUGGAAAGUUCUAACAUUGAUGUAACGUUAUUGUUCGUCGGUGUUGAACCGUGCGUAACCCCACAUUUCUCUCUCGCACUUCCUGCUAAAACGUCGCGUAAUUUUUCGUAAGAGCGCGCGGCUUUCGCUCGCGCAAAGAAGCGGGAAUUUGGAUUGAGUCCGCUCAUUUCCACCGUACCUUCUGCACUCCGUCACCUCCCUGUCUCGCUCCCGAAUACGGAUCCCCCGAGUGCGGAUCUACGUUGCUCCAAGAGUAGCGGCGAGUGCAGCUAGUUUGCGAAGAACGGCAGGAACGAGUCGCGAAUUUGACACAGGGCCAGGCAUAAAACUGCAGAAAGCAGCGCGAGAGACUCCGCAAGCGGCCUCGCGGAAGGAAAACGGAGGAAGCCGCGGAUUCGUCGCGAACUAUCGUCUCGCGAGAGGAGACACGCGAAAGUCCGUCAUAGUCCCGAUACGUUCCGAGAUACGUGCAAUGAAAUUCCGAUAUAAUCGGUUCGCCGUAAUAGCCCACGGCGGGCGAGCCGAGAGCAAGCGGUGAAACCGGUAUAAUUUCGGCAGAGCUCAGUUUCCGAGGCUAUUGGCACGCGAAAACGGACCUUAACACGAGCGAGCGCGCGCGCGCGCCCGCCCGCCCGCCGCGUUUCGCGUACGCGGGGGAUCGUUAUCGCGCGGGCGCGGUUAUCGCGAUCCGAAAUC
Molecule: messenger RNA, 3926 nt
Organism: Harpegnathos saltator (Jerdon's jumping ant)
Lineage: Eukaryota; Metazoa; Arthropoda; Insecta; Hymenoptera; Formicidae
Product: probable alpha-ketoglutarate-dependent hypophosphite dioxygenase
Exons: 2
Coding region: 299-1129 (276 amino acids)
Biological process (GO): fatty acid alpha-oxidation
Molecular function (GO): phytanoyl-CoA dioxygenase activity
Source: RefSeq, a predicted model, not a curated record